GGGCCGCUGUCUGGUCCCCGCCACCGCCGCCGGGCCCUGCAGCAGCCGCGCGCAGCGGGAGAGUGCGCAGCGCUCGUAGCGGGACCCGGCGCGGGGCGGGCGGCCCGAGGGAGGGGCACGGCAGAGUUGGCCAGCCCAUCCAUCCAUCCUAAGGGUUUGGAGGAAGUCAACCCACUUCCCAAUUUGAUUGGUCCCCGCUGCUUCCAGAAGAAAAGGCAGACUUGUCCCUAUGACAUCCCUGGACGGCUGCUCAUUACUCACCCACCUGGGGCCCUGCAGGCGGUGAAGGGCUGUGCCCGCUUUCUGUGUGCGCGGGAGCCUGCGGUCUGCCUCCUAUGCACCCCAGCACCCCCAUCAGCUCCCUCUUCUCCUUCACCAGCCCUGCAGUAAAGAGGCUGCUUGGCUGGAAGCAGGGAGAUGAAGAGGAGAAGUGGGCAGAGAAGGCAGUGGACUCUUUGGUGAAGAAGCUGAAGAAAAAGAAAGGAGCCAUGGACGAGCUGGAGAGGGCGCUCAGCUGCCCCGGGCAACCCAGCAAGUGCGUCACUAUCCCCAGGUCUCUUGAUGGACGCCUGCAGGUGUCCCACCGCAAGGGGCUACCCCAUGUCAUCUACUGCCGCGUGUGGCGCUGGCCGGACCUGCAGUCCCAUCACGAGCUGAAGCCGCUGGAAUGCUGCGAGUUUCCAUUCGGCUCCAAGCAGAAGGAGGUGUGCAUCAACCCGUACCACUACCGCCGCGUGGAGACGCCAGUGCUGCCUCCAGUGCUGGUGCCAAGACACAGCGAAUACAACCCCCAGCUCAGCCUCCUGGCCAAGUUCCGCAGCGCCUCCCUGCACAGCGAGCCGCUCAUGCCGCACAACGCCACCUACCCCGACUCCUUCCAGCAGCCUCUGUGUCCCGCACUGCCUUCCUCGCCCAGCCACGUGUUCCCGCAAUCUCCGUGCUCUGCCAGCUACCCACACUCUCCAGGAAGUCCUUCCGAGCCAGAGAGCCCGUAUCAGCAUUCAGACUUCCGGCCAGUUUGCUACGAGGAGCCCCAGCACUGGUGCUCCGUCGCCUACUAUGAACUAAACAACAGAGUUGGUGAGACAUUCCAGGCGUCUUCCCGGAGCGUGCUCAUAGAUGGCUUCACUGACCCUUCCAAUAACAAGAACAGGUUCUGUCUUGGACUUCUUUCAAACGUAAACAGAAACUCCACGAUAGAAAACACCAGGAGGCACAUAGGAAAGGGUGUGCAUUUGUACUACGUUGGGGGUGAGGUAUAUGCUGAGUGCGUGAGUGACAGCAGCAUCUUCGUGCAGAGCAGGAACUGCAACUACCAGCAUGGUUUCCACCCAGCCACCGUCUGCAAGAUCCCCAGCGGGUGCAGCCUCAAGGUCUUCAACAACCAACUCUUCGCUCAGCUGCUCGCCCAGUCGGUUCACCAUGGCUUUGAAGUUGUAUAUGAGUUAACUAAGAUGUGCACUAUCCGGAUGAGCUUCGUUAAGGGCUGGGGAGCUGAGUAUCAUCGUCAGGAUGUCACAAGUACCCCCUGCUGGAUUGAGAUCCAUCUUCAUGGACCACUGCAGUGGUUGGACAAGGUUCUAACUCAGAUGGGCUCCCCACAUAACCCUAUUUCUUCAGUGUCUUAACAGCUAUGCCUUCAAGCUACAUUCCCAUAGAAUGGAUGCUAUAGCAGACAGUGGCUUAUAUCAUUGCAAUCUGUAGCUAAUGGAAGUUCCUGACUGCAUAUGUAAAUACAUAUAAUGUGUACUAUUCAUAUUUUUAUCAACAUUUGUUUUGCUGACCUGGGGCCAGUGCUGUGUGGUUGGAGAAGUGCAUUUUCCAGGCCAAUUCUAUGAUAAGAAGCCAUAAUAAGAACCAAAUGAAAGGGAACAGUGGGAAGGGCAUUGGUGGAGCCAAAGGCAGCUUCAGUCGGCAUGUCACUACACAGCACAUUGUGCGGCCUAAGGAAAGCGCAAAGCUGUUUGUACAGCAAGACAUGGGUUUUAGACGCACCAGAGCAAAUAACAGAGACAAAACAAUCAAACCCACAUAGUAUGAAUGAUCUCACUUUUAGUGUUAUUGGCAAGAAAGAAAAUCAAUCUUGAUCAGUGAAUUUGAGAUAAGCCAUAGAAACUUCAUUUCUGAAGUUGAAAUACACAUAGCUAGACCUCUGUUAUCAAUGGUACGUUUAAACAGAUGUAAAGUGUGAUUGGAAGAAGAAGAAACUGUGACACUUAGAGUAGUCAUGUUGCCUCUAUACCAUGUAAAAAAAUGAGUCUAAUAAGGGAAACAAAUAUGAAAACAGCAUGAGAUGAGCUACAAUCCCAAAUGAGGGAUUAGUCCAGAGUCUAGUCCAAGCCACCCGGCUUGGUCAGGGGAUGCUAAAGACUGCUGAUCUGCAGUGUGGACACCACGUGCAAGCCCAGUGCAGAGACAGAGCAGUAGAAUAGAAGGCUGGACAGAGAAACCAGCUAUUUAUACAUCAGUUCUCUUGCUCAGCCUUCACGAAGGAAGGGUGCCCCUUUGCCACACCCUCUUUCCUAUUGACAAAUUAGUUACAGGUGAUUAAAACAGCAAAUCCUUUGAGGAAAUCUAGAGGCGCUGUUGGAUCAAGUUUACAAAUUACUUAACCUGGUAUCUGUAUUAAAUUAUCAACUGGUUAAAUUUGGCAGCCUCUUCUAAAGCUAAAGUCUUGCACCUGAAAAUAACUUCCCAAGCAAAGUGGGACUGUUUCAUAUUCCCUACAGUUUUGAGAAAACAAUGGUAGUGAAUAAUUGCACAUCUUCUAAAAAUAUACAUACAGAGAUGUGUAUGUACAUAUUAUUAAAGCCUGUUCUUUCUUUCAUUGGAUGAUAAAGGGAAAUUCCCCCAAACUUCUAGAUACUUACCACCCACUCACUAAUACUGCACUGCUUGGAGAUAUAGUUCAUGCCCUUUGAAAAACAUAAUUUAAAAUGGCAUUUAUGCUUAUGAAGGACUUUGGUAAUCCAAGAGUUUUCUUCAUUUAUCCAUUCUGUUUAGCAUUAGUGUAGUUGUUUCUCACUAAACUGUAUUCAAGGUAGAAACAAUCCUGUGAAAAGACAUAACGAGUAACCACUGUCACUUGCAAUGACUAGUGCUAUCUAUAGAACUUUCACAUAUAUUAUAGAAAAUACUUAUUGCAUUUUACAGUAAAGCUCGGGGGCCCACUUAGUGUGGGCCCAAAUUCACUGGUUCAUCAACUCUGUAUUGUUCAUCUGUGUAUGCCAGGUACAAUAUCAGGUACUAUGGAAUCACAUUGUAAAUAAGAGGCCAUCCCCACCCUCAUGGAGCCAAGAAUUUAAUAAUAAACCCAUUUGUGCAAACA
Nannospalax galili (Upper Galilee mountains blind mole rat) is the source of this 3328-nucleotide messenger RNA. RefSeq names its product SMAD family member 9 (gene Smad9). Lineage: Eukaryota; Metazoa; Chordata; Mammalia; Rodentia; Spalacidae. Bases 336 to 1628 code for a protein of 430 amino acids. Gene Ontology annotation, molecular function: I-SMAD binding; DNA-binding transcription factor activity, RNA polymerase II-specific; RNA polymerase II cis-regulatory region sequence-specific DNA binding. Gene Ontology annotation, cellular component: heteromeric SMAD protein complex. The record is from RefSeq and is a predicted model, not a curated record. The transcript is spliced from 6 exons. Gene Ontology annotation, biological process: anatomical structure morphogenesis; transforming growth factor beta receptor signaling pathway; cell differentiation.